Molecule: messenger RNA, 531 nt
Organism: Melospiza georgiana
Lineage: Eukaryota; Metazoa; Chordata; Aves; Passeriformes; Passerellidae
Product: feather beta keratin-like
Exons: 2
Coding region: 1-456 (151 amino acids)
Cellular component (GO): intermediate filament
Molecular function (GO): structural constituent of cytoskeleton
Source: RefSeq, a predicted model, not a curated record
AUGCCCCAAGGCCAUGGGACAAGGCUGUCCCGCCCCUCCAGAACCAGCAUAAAAGCUGUCCCAGAGCGUCUCUCACUCACACACUUCACCCGAAGCCUUCUCCUCCUGCACCUGCAGACUACAGGCACCCUCCACACCACACCCAUGGCCUGCAACAGCCUCUGCCGUCCCUGCGGACCCACCCCGCUGGCCAACAGCUGCAACGAGCCCUGUGCCCUGCAAUGCCAGGAUUCCCGCGUCAUCAUCAACCCUUCCCCUGUGCUGGUCACCCUGCCAGGACCCAUCAUGACCUCCUUCCCCCAGAGCACCGCCGUCGGAUCCACCUCCUCCGCUGCUCUGGGCACUGAGCUCAAUGCCCAGGGACAGCCCAUCUCUGGCGGAUUUGGCUUUGGCCUUGGCUACGGCCUGGGAGGCCUGGGCUGCUAUGGCAGAAGGGGCUAUGGCUCCAUCUGCUAAGGGCCCUCAGCACCACCCCUGACACCACCAGCUCUGCCCUCUGCCAACAGCUCCUGCAACCAAAGCACCUUGGCU